AAGGCGCCAGAUGGGCGUGUGUGUCGGGCGACUGAAGGAAGGUAGCGAUUCGCUAGCGGGGGUCACUGACUCCUAAAGGCCGACGGAAUGGGUGCGUCCUGCAGUGCGGCUGGGCUGCGGUGACGGCGAUGGAGGCGCCAAACGACACAUUGCGGGGGUCUGGCGCGGCGCAGGGGCUGCCCAACUGCACGCCGCCCGCCAUCGACGACUUCCCGCGCGACCUCUUCUCGGAGCAGCAGCGCCAGGAGGGCGCCGUCGUGCUGCACGUGCUCGCCUCACUCUACCUGUUCGUCGCGCUCGCCGUCGUCUGCGACAGGUACUUCGUGCCCGCCGUCGAGCGCAUCUGCCAAGCACUGAACAUGUCGAACGACGUGGCGGGCGCCACGUUCAUGGCGGCGGCGACAUCGGCGCCAGAGCUGUUCGUGAACGUGAUCGGCACGUUCAUCACGGAGGGCGACAUCGGCGUCGGCACGAUCGUGGGCAGCGCCGUCUUCAACAUCCUCGCUGUGGCCGCCUGCUGCGGGCUGGGCGCCGGCAUCGUGGUGCCUCUGGACUGGUGGCCCCUGACGAGGGACUGCCUGGCGUACGGCGUGACCGUGUCGCUGAUGAUCUGCAUCAUCCACGACGAGCGUGUCGAGUGGUACGAGGCGCUCACCCUGGUGCUGCUGUACAUCGUCUACAUCGCAGUGAUGUACUGGGACAAGUCGAUACAGCGGUGCACCCGGGGCAAGAAGAGGAUGGCAUCGCGGGCCAACUCCAACCGCAAGGCCUCUGUGGACAAUGUGGAGGCUGGAGAGACGAGGCUACCACUCCAGGACGCCUCGGCAGCGGACGCCAACGCCUCCACUGUGGGGCCCGAGACGGCUGCGCAACAGCUCAACGGCAGCAUCAAGCUGGCUGCGGGGGCGGGAGCGGAUGGCCAGGGAAACCCUGAUGUCCCAGGGGACCUGCAGGACAACGACUGCACCGAGAACGAAGUGGCGGCGGCGGUGGAGGACGCGCUGCGCUGGCCGGGCUCGCCCCCGCACACGUGGUACCGCCGGCUGGCCUGGGUGCUCGUCUGGCCCAUCCACCUGGUCUUCACCGCCACCAUCCCGGACUGCGAGAAGCCGCGCUUCAAGCGCUGGUUCCCGCUCACCUUUCUCAUGUGCAUCAUCUGGAUCGGCAGCCUCUCCUACGUCGUCGCGUGGAUGAUCACCAUCAUAGGAGACACGCUCAAGAUUCCAGACUCUGUGAUGGGCAUCACGUUCCUGGCGGCUGGAACCAGCGUUCCAGAGGCGGUCUCCAGCGUGAUCGUCGCUAAGCAAGGCCACGGCUCGAUGGGCAUCAGCAACUCGAUCGGCUCCAACACGUUCGACAUCCUGCUGUGCCUGGGCCUGCCGUGGCUCAUCAAGGCGAGCUUCCUGCCCACCACUGAGGGCCGGCACUACGUGGGCAUCAAUUCGCGUGGCCUCGAGUACUCGGCCAUCUCGCUGCUCUCCACGCUCUUCAUGCUCUACGCCGCCUUCUCCCUCAACAAAUUUCGACUGGACAAGCGGGUGGGUCGGGCCUGCCUGCUCAUGUACGCCAUGUUUCUCGUGCUGGCCACCCUCAUUGAACUCAAUGUCUUCUUCAUGGUCAACCUGCCCACAUGUGGCCGAUGACUUCGCCAUCAGUAUGCCAACUUUCCUUCAAGCUCAUGGAGUCACAUAAGCUACAUAAAGGGGGCAAGGCACAUCGCGAAAGUACACCUUGGUAGCAUCUAUGGGAAAUAUGUUAAUUUGCAAUGAGCAUCAGGUCUCUAGUUUUUACUUAUUAAAUUUCCUAGAUAAUGAUACACUCUUCUCUCCAUUUCUCCUCUCUUUCCCUCUUUCUUUCACAAAAAUGUGCACCUGCAUGUGCACACACACACACACACACACACACACACACACACACACACACACACACACACACACAC
This is a messenger RNA of Schistocerca serialis cubense, 1939 nucleotides long. It is a transcript of the gene zyd, whose product is annotated as sodium/potassium/calcium exchanger 3. NCBI's taxonomy places the organism in Eukaryota, Metazoa, Arthropoda, Insecta, Orthoptera, Acrididae. Gene Ontology annotation, biological process: intracellular calcium ion homeostasis; calcium ion transmembrane transport. The transcript has 10 exons. The record is from RefSeq and is a predicted model, not a curated record. The coding region runs from base 129 to 1643 and encodes 504 amino acids. Gene Ontology annotation, cellular component: membrane. Gene Ontology annotation, molecular function: calcium, potassium:sodium antiporter activity; calcium channel activity.